CUCGCAGCCCGGCACCAGUCCGUGGCCCGGGGGUUGUGGACCGCUGGUGUAGAGUGUGGUGAUGUUAACAGUCCAUUAAAAUUUGGCCUACAUCUACUGAGGUCUUGAAAGUCAGCAGAUUAAUCUUAAUGUCAAAGUGCUCUGUAGACUUAAACCUAUGAUUCUUCCUGCCUUUGUCUGUAUUGACAGCAUAUAGGCAUGUAGGGGAUGAUAUAUCGGGAUUCUAAGUAUCUUCCUCUAAAGGUCAACUAGGGUCAAACUUUCAUAAAAUGUUUAUUAUCUUUAAAUUUAUGUCUUUAAAAUUCUACUGCCUUAUUUUUAUUGGAAAUAUUUAGGAAAUGAUGCUGGUAUGAUUGGGCAGAGGUAAUAAGGUAAUAGGCUUCAUCUGGCCAUGAAACAGCUUGUCAGUCAGCUAUCCCAAGAAAAACUAUACAGAACGAAGAUCAGUGAUCACACGGUGGGUGGAAGACACGAUGAUGCACCUCAUGAUAACACCAAAAUGUGCAAAGGAUGAAAGAGAUGACGGGAAAUCGUGCAAAGUUGUGCAGUUUAUGAAGACCUGUCAAACGUUUUUGUCUAACCUCACACCUCCAUUUAAUUGUCUUUGUGACCAUUUGACCUUUAACCUUACAGAUGUCACAUUCUCCAUUACACAUAAUACGCAUUGCAAAACCUGCGUAACUAUUAAUAAGUCAGCCAUCUUCCUUUGAAUCACAAAUAGCAAAGAACUGUUAGAGAUACGCGUCAUUACUUUAAAAUGGUCAUCAAACCGAAUUUAGGGGAAGUCCCGAUGACGUCUACCGCAUCUCAUAAGAGGAAGCGGAAGAUGCACCAUGCCUGGGCACCAUGUGUCUAAAAUCAGUGUUGUCAACUCGGUUUAUAGGAAACAUCCUCACAAAAAUGGCUGUUCUCCUUGGACUUUUUUCUGCUUUCCUAUUUGUGUCUGAAGCCAUAUUUGUGUACAAUGUCAACUCGACCAUCAUGGACUCAGCACUCCUGGAAUGUAGCGUGCCAGUUAAAACAGACUUGAAAAAUCUUCGCUUUUACUGGCAGGAUGAAAGGAAGGAUGUUUUGUACUCUUUCAAUAAAGGAGAGACAAUGUUCAACCAUGUAAACGACCCUUAUCUGAACAGGGUCUCGGCCUUCACCCAGGACAUGACGAAAGGAAAUAUUUCAGUCCUAGUCAAGAAUUUGACUCUUGGAGAUAAUGGGAGGAUAUUUGAAGCUUACGCUGCAGUUUUUAAUGGUUCGAAGACAGUGAUGCAGAACUCAAAAGUUUGCCAUGUAAAUUUGUAUGUAACAGUGCCUUACAAGGACCUCAAGCUGGCUGUAAACACUAAAACGAUGACUUCAGUGUGUACGCUGCGCGAUGUAUUUCCAGCUCCUGAGAUACACUGGACCAUCCACUACAACCACUCUGAAUCCUUAGUUGACUCGAAGUAUGUCCACACUAAGACAGAGCAGGACCCUGAAAACUAUCUGUACACCUCCAGCAGCACUCUCCACAUCCCUGCAGGUCCUUACCGAGCCAUUACCUGUCUGUGCCACAACCCCACUUCAAAUACGACUCUGAACACCACCUAUACUUUAAGCAAAGGUGCAGCAGUAUGGAGUUUACCUGGCUGGUCUGCAGGUCUCAUAGUGGCUGCUGCGGUUCUUCUAACAGCUCUGAUGCAGCUGUAGUUCACACAUGAUGUGAGUUUGAUCAAUAGAAGAAGCUUUUUUCAGGGCUUGGUUUUGGUGGUGGACGACUUCAGCUGGUCUAGGAGUUUCAAAGUACACCAAAGUUUGUGUGACUUUUGAUGUAUUUAUAAGUGUAUUUAUGCCACACUACUCCAGUCUUAUUGCAAGCCUAAAUCAGAGACUUUUGAAAAUGCUGCUUAUCCAGUUUCAGUCUGGCCUGGAUGGGAAAACACAGACUGAGUUUCAUGAAUCAGAAAAAUGAAACCAAAAGAUCACACCUAGGAUCAGGUUCCCUGUGUGGUUUCAUCCUUUUCGUGUUGGGUAGUUACUUCAGGAUUUCAGAAAAGGAACAAUUGCGCACACAUGUGGGUUAAAAACCUCGAGGUGGAUAAUAAUACUCCUGCUGCGGGCAGAAGAUGAAAGGAGUAGAGAUUGUGAAGGUGGAUGAGUUUAAAUGUUUGGGCUCGACCAUCCAAAUAGACAGAGCGCACGAAACGUGAAGAAGAAGGAACAGAGGAAGACCUCAGAGAUUCAUGGAUGUAGUGAAGGAGGACUGGUGACAGAGGAGGGUGCUGGGAGUGAUCUGUUUUGAAAAGCAGCUGAAAACUCCUUUUAAACUUGUUUGUUUUUUAGCACUAUGAUUGUGAAGCACUUUGUGAUAUUUAUCUAUAUGAAUAAAAAUUUACUUAUG
Messenger RNA from Oreochromis niloticus (Nile tilapia), 2374 nucleotides. Its product is annotated as CD276 antigen homolog. Gene Ontology annotation, molecular function: signaling receptor binding. The transcript has 5 exons. Gene Ontology annotation, biological process: regulation of cytokine production; T cell receptor signaling pathway. Bases 847 to 1683 code for a protein of 278 amino acids. The record is from RefSeq and is a predicted model, not a curated record. Gene Ontology annotation, cellular component: external side of plasma membrane. NCBI's taxonomy places the organism in Eukaryota, Metazoa, Chordata, Actinopteri, Cichliformes, Cichlidae.